This is a messenger RNA of Octopus sinensis (East Asian common octopus), 1314 nucleotides long. RefSeq names its product RCC1 domain-containing protein 1. The record is from RefSeq and is a predicted model, not a curated record. NCBI's taxonomy places the organism in Eukaryota, Metazoa, Mollusca, Cephalopoda, Octopoda, Octopodidae. Bases 161 to 1282 code for a protein of 373 amino acids. The transcript is spliced from 7 exons.
GCAAAUUUCGAUAAAAAUUAAAUUAUUUAAUUGUAGCAUUCGUGUUUCAUCGCGUAUCUCAUUUCCUUUCACUGCUGAACAUGCAACAGUGAAUUGUAAACUUCCGCUUGAAAAUGUUGCCGUGUUAACACCGUGUAAAACUAAAUAUAUAAAUAUAAGGAUGUCUGAAGUUUGGGCUUGUGGUUUUAAUGGAUUUUCGCAACUGACUGCUGAUUCCAUAGAAUCAAAGAUAAAAACUCUUCAAGCAAUUCAUUUAGGUCUUGAAGAUAAAGAAAAACUUACUGAAUGUGAAAUAUCAUGGUCUUUUAUUGCUUGGCUCACAGACCAGCACCGAUUGAUCACAUGUGGCUUCAGUCCUGAUAAGCUUGAUGCCAGUGUUAAGCCUGCUUUACAAGCCACAACCAUUUCUGUGUUGUCAUCACAUCUCAUCGUAAUGGACUCCAAUUCAACUCUACAAGAAUGGCGGCAUGGCCACUUUAUGCACGUUUCAUUGAAAGGUGUGGAAAACUUCAAACCUAAGCAAAUCCAUAGUAAAGAAAUGAAUUGUGUUGCAAUCAGUGAAGAGAAUGUUCCGGUUGAAAUUAGUCCGGUUUACCAUCAGUCAUCUAUAGAAUACAUAUGCAAACCUCUCCCACUGGGGUGUGCCAUCAGAUCUGUGGCAUGUGGUGUAGAUCAUGUAUUAAUGCUAUCUGACUUUGGUUCUGUUUUUUCCUAUGGAUCAGGAAGCCGAGGACAAACUGGUCAUGGCACCACAGAAGACAUUUGUGGGCAACCCAAAGUUAUUGAAGCAUUGGAAGGUGUCAGAAUGGUACUAAUAGCUUCAGGAAAUUGGCAUUCAGCUGCAGUGUCAGAGUUUGGAGAUUUGUACAUGUGGGGAUGGAAUGAAUGUGGACAACUUGGCAUCCUGUGUAGGAAAAAUUUGGAUCAUGAGUUUAAAAUUACUGACGAUUGCAGUGAAAAGAACGAUGCCGUAACAAUUCAAGCUCUGCCAUAUUUAGUGCUGCCACCUGAUGACAAGGAAGAGGAUAUUGUUGUAGCCAAAGUCGCAUGUGGUGCACGCCAUACUGCUGUUCUUACAAAUUGCUGUAAAUUAUUUACUUGUGGUUGGAAUGGUUAUGGUCAAUUGGGUCUGGGAGAUUGUUAUAACAGAGACCGUCUCACUUAUGUACAAGAUCAACAUCUUCCUUCCUUAAAAUGCCAGCCAGAGCAGCUUGAUAUUUACUGCGGAAGCUGGAACACCAUCUUAGUUCUACAGAAAACAGAAACCAAAACUGAAACCUAAUUCUUUAAAUUAAAGUCUUGUUUUGUUUAUUG